CUUCACAUUAAGUUUCCCAGUUCGUAGAAACAAGCAAGGUUCGUCUCACGAAAACAUUCCAGUUUGUUGACGUUUUAGGCAAGUUAUCAGCUUUAGGUGUAGUGCGAUAAGAAGAAGUUACACCGAAAGAUGAAAUGUACAACGGUUAUAUUUAUUAUACUUGCUGGAUUGCUGAACACUUUGGUGUUAUGCGAAGACACGAUAUGGGAAAAUGGGAACGACGGCGGCCAUGAUGGAUCUUCCCAUAUCGUUGAUAAUUUUCACAAUUUGUUGUCUUAUUUGGAUGUUUCUGCCAACAAGGAAUCAUUGGGCCGGGAUGAAGUACAGACAAUUAUUGGAGGAUUGUUUGAACGAUUCCAUUGUAAUGAAACUUUAUCUACGAACGAGUGCUCUGAGUGUCUGUCUUCUUCAAAAGUCUUCCAAAUCGUUACAUCGAACCAAUCUAUCAAUGAAGCACAAUUUAAUGAUGCCUCUUUGGUCAUCAUAUAUCACAUUUUCCACAUGGAAAAUAUUUGCCAAAAUGUAUCAUCCAAUAUCACAAUGGACUUAGCUUUCUAUGUGGAUGGAAUUAUGAAUUUUGAGAAAGACAAUUUUGACAAUUUCCACGAUCAAGUUGAGCACUUCAUUGAAGUACUAAUAGAGAAACUUCAUGGAGAAGGUGAACAUGAGCAUGGAGAAGAUCACCAUGGAGAAGAUGAGCAUGGGGCAGAUGAGCAUGGGGCAGAUGAGCAUGGAGAAGAUGAGCAUGAUGACCACAUGGAUGAACAUGAGUGUGUGUCAAUAGAUGAAUUGAUGCAUUCAGCUAGUUUAGAAGAGUCAUCUGCUUCAACAAAAGAAAACUGGGGCAAGAUGACUACAUUACUAGUCCUGAAUUUCCUUCAAGGGACUAAUAUUCGACAUGAAUGUCCAAAAGGCCACCCUAAGAGAGAGGAAUUCAUUGAUGCCAUAUUUAAGCAUUUUAACAUUGCUGAGGGGGAGAAUAUGAUGGAAGAAGAUUUUGAGAAGCUACUGAAGAUGUUGAAGAUUGGUUCAGCAGAAGGACAUGAAGAUCAUGAGGGAGACGAACAUGCUGGUCAUAAGGAAGAUGAAGAUGCUGGUCAUAAGGAAGAUGAACAUGCUGGUCAUGAUCAUAAGAGACGUAGAAGGUCUCCUUCACAACGCAAGUUUAAACAAAAUUCUAGACAUAAAAGAAAUGCUGAAGCUGUUCAAAAGUGUUUCAAUGGGGAGGCCAUUAUGGAUAUGUAUGGAGUGAAUCACAGUGUUGGUAUCUCAGAGACACAGUUUGCCACCCUGACCCCCACCUUAAUCCAGCAACAAAUCACUGGAGCGUGCAUGAAGAAUGAAGUUCAUGAAGAAAAGUUGAAAGAGACUCUUACAUUAGCUGAAACAUAUGGGUAUGGUACUUUAUCUGUAUUUAUCAUUAGUUUGUGUGCCAUGUUGGGAAUCUUCACCGUACCUUGUCUACGCACCAACACGUAUCGUUACGUUAUGACGACAUUUGUAGCCCUCGCUGUUGGAACAAUGGCUGGAGACGCUCUCCUGCAUCUCAUACCACAGGCUUUGGGAAUUCAUGUCCAUGAAGAUGAUGGGCAUGACCAUACUCCUACAGGCCCUAUCAUACUUGAGGAUUGGUUGGCCAAACAGUUGAUUGUUGUUGCAGCACUCUAUGCCUUCUUCCUGCUAGAAACUUUCAUGGAUAUUGGGAGGCCUGAUACACCAGAUCACCAUACUGGACACAGCCAUGGAUAUGGCCACAGUCAUUCACAUAUUCCUGACAAACACGAACUGAAACAUUCAAAGAAGAGAGACGAAAAGCAGAUGAAUGAGUCCAAUGGUACAGUUAACUCCAUAAUGAAAGGAUCUGCAGAGGGUAUAAAUUAUGAUCACGUUAGUGUUGAAGUUCUCAAAGACUCCCAUGGUCACUCUCAUGAGCAGGGUACACUAGGCAAAAAAGGAUGUGCAGGCAUAUCCAUAUUGGCUAUGAUGGUGAUAAUUGGGGACAGUGUGCACAACUUUGCUGAUGGACUUGCAAUUGGAGCUGCAUUUUCUCAAGAUACUAGAAGUGGAAUAGCUACAUCAAUUGCUGUGUUUUGUCACGAGCUUCCUCAUGAAUUAGGAGACUUUGCUGUGCUUCUCUCAACAGGCAUGGGCUUUAAGAAAGCUCUUUUUGUAAACUUCAUAUGUGCAUGCUUUGCAUUUGUCGGGAUGUAUCUGGAAUGUUCCUCUAUGUAUCUCUUGUUGAUAUGCUGCCAGAAUUAGGCAAUAUGAGGGCAGGCUCCAGAUGGGGAACAUUCUUCUUCCAGAACUUGGGGAUCCUCUUAGGACUUGGCUUCAUGGUGCUUAUAGCCCUGUUUGAGGAUCGCAUUAGGGUCUAAACAUAACAACAAAGGUGGAGGAUUUAACUUGAUACUUACAGACAAUAUUAACCAUGCCUUCAAUGUGAAUAGGCAUAAUAUGGUGUCUCUACAAAACUGGCUUUCGAGGAUAUGAAAAUUAUAAGUGGCUUGUCACUGUCUGCUAAGCUUAAGCAUUUCAUGUGGUAAGCUUUUCAUGUGGUUUUUGCUGAACAUAUGGAGACGUAGUGUUAGAUACAAGGUGAGGUCUUAGGUGGGAGGGGUGGAGAAAUACUUGUCAUGUUUCAUGCAGCAUAUUUAUGUGUCUUCUUACAAAGUUCUUUUACAAAGUUCAUGUGUAAUGAACUUCAUUAAAUACAUGUAGAUCUGACAGAAGGAGCGGGAUCUGAUUUUUUAUAGUUUGCAUUCCUUUUAUUUUUAUAAACAUAUCAAGGUCUCCCUGACUUUAAAAUGGGUAUUAUACAGAAUUCUUGCCAUCCUCUUAAUACGGGAUUCUAGAAUUUUCCCUUUGAGAUUUGAGACUUUAAAUCAGAUUGCAAGUACUUGUAGUUUAAAACUGAUUAUCAAAGGAUGGAAUGUGGAAAAAGUCUGUGUCUCUGUAUUACAGAAGAUGAAUCUAUGCCUUAAGAGAUGAAGACCCUCAAAGGGCUUCUUUAUGUUCAUAAUAAUUUCUGUCAAAUCCCAUAUUUUUAUAUCAAAAUAAAAUAGAAUGGUAAACAUGAAAUUAGUAAAAUUGGUAACUUGAACAUUAUUCCACAAAUUGAUGCACAAUUAGCAGAGCUUCCAUUCUAUAUGAAGAUUUUGAUACAGAGUGACCCAAAAAUAGAAUUCUAAUAUAAGGACCAUGUGAGGUAUCGCAAGUGAUUUUGGACAGUCAUAUCUUUGACCACCAGUACUUUACAG
Messenger RNA from Owenia fusiformis, 3257 nucleotides. The record is from the annotation of a GenBank genome assembly. NCBI's taxonomy places the organism in Eukaryota, Metazoa, Annelida, Polychaeta, Sabellida, Oweniidae.